Molecule: messenger RNA, 1083 nt
Organism: Colletotrichum higginsianum IMI 349063
Lineage: Eukaryota; Fungi; Ascomycota; Sordariomycetes; Glomerellales; Glomerellaceae
Product: alcohol dehydrogenase GroES-like domain-containing protein
Exons: 3
Coding region: 1-1083 (360 amino acids)
Biological process (GO): alcohol metabolic process
Molecular function (GO): alcohol dehydrogenase (NADP+) activity; zinc ion binding
Source: RefSeq, a predicted model, not a curated record
AUGAGUUACCCAGAGAAGUUCGAGGGGUUCUGCGUGGCAGGCCCGAAAAGCUGGAACGAGUUCAAGAAGGAAACCCUUACGCCCAAGCCGUUUGGUGAUCGCGACAUUGACGUGCAGAUUGAGUGCUGCGGCGUAUGCGGAUCCGACGUGCACACCAUCACCGGGGGCUGGGGCGAGUACGAGGGUCCUUUGUGCGUUGGCCACGAGGUUGUUGGAAAAGCAGUCGCCGUCGGCAAGAGUGUGAAGGAGAUCAAAGUCGGCGACAGGGUGGGCGUGGGCGCCCAGGUCUGGGCGUGCUUGAAGUGCGACCAGUGCAAGAAUGAGAACGAAAACUACUGCCCUCACUUGGUUGAUACGUAUAAUGCCACGUACGAGGACGGCAGCCAGGCGCACGGCGGCUUCGCCAGCCAUAUCCGUGCCCAUGAGUACUUCACGUUCAAGAUCCCCGAUGCGAUCAAGUCGGAGAAUGCCGGCCCGCUCAUGUGUGCCGGCCUGACGACGUACUCGCCGCUUGUGCGCGGCGGCGUCGGCCCGGGCAAGACCGUGGCCAUCGUCGGCAUCGGCGGCCUCGGCCAUCUCGGUAUCCAGUGGGCCAAGGCGCUCGGCGCGGAGGUCUACGCCGUGACCCACUCCCCCGACAAGGCCGAGGACUGCAAGAAGCUCGGGGCCAAGGAGGUCAUCGUCACCAGCGAGAAGGACUGGGCGAAGCCGUACGCGUUCAAGUUCGACUUCAUGCUCAACUGCUCCGACAUGACCAACGAGUUCGACCUCCAGACGUACCUGUCGACGCUCAAGGUCGGCGGCCACUUCCACAUGGUCGGCCUGCCCGACAAGCCCCUGCCCCAGUUCCCCGCGGCCCUGUUCACCACCAACUCGGCCAAGAUGUCCGGCAGCCACAUUGGGAACAAUCAGGAGAUGAAGGCGCUGCUGAAGCUGGCGGCGGAGAAGGGCAUCGCGCCCUGGGUCGAGACGAUUGAUAUCUCCGAAGCGGGAUGCAAGGAGGCGGUUGAGCGGGUCAAGGAGAACAAGGUCCACUACCGGUUCACCCUGGUCGGACACCAAAAGGCUUUUGGAACGGCUUAA